Molecule: messenger RNA, 1059 nt
Organism: Aspergillus novofumigatus IBT 16806
Lineage: Eukaryota; Fungi; Ascomycota; Eurotiomycetes; Eurotiales; Aspergillaceae
Exons: 2
Coding region: 258-941 (227 amino acids)
Biological process (GO): positive regulation of DNA-templated transcription
Cellular component (GO): nucleus
Molecular function (GO): chromatin DNA binding; transcription coactivator activity
Source: RefSeq, a predicted model, not a curated record
GUCGACACCAAGACUAUCGAUAAUAGCGCCUGAGCCCAAGCGCGAGCGCAUAUAUCGACACGUUUACUGGAAUAUUGGAGCCGGCCAGCCAAGAUGUCAAUCAAGUAUGUGGAGCGACCCUAGGUUCAGCCGCCGUCUCUUCAUUGUUAUGCAUAGUACCUGCAUCGCUAGUCAUUUGUCUCAAUUAUUCUGCCUUCACCCUGAUUGCCUGUGAAAUGCAUUGAGAUAUCUCUGACGUUGGACUGUACAGCUGGGUGAUGCUCCAUGACCGUGAAGGCUUCGUCAAACUUCCAAAUGAGCAGUUGAUAUACACCUCUCCGCCGCGCACGAGUCUCUCUCUGCAACCGCUCAGUUCGUACACUGGCAGGGAUUCAAUAUCCGUGCAGAGCAGUGCCGGCCAGAUCUAUCUUACCAAUCAGCGGGUUGUCUAUAUUCCCUCUCAGAAGGCAAAAGACUUUCAAUCAUUUUCGGCUCCGCUUCUCAACGUACAUGACUCGCACGUUACUGCACCAUUUUUCGGUCCAAAUCAGUGGAUAGCCCUUGUCCAACCCGUGUCUGGAGGAGGGAUUCCCCCGUCAUUGCCAGCCGUUCAACUGAAGGUAACUUUCAAAGAGGGAGGCGCGUUCGACUUCCACAAUAACUUCGAGAGACUCAAGGAGCGUAUGCAACAGGCACUUGAGCUCUCACAAGAAAGCGUCCGAGGAUCGGGAAACGUUGAUCUCUCUACAAUCCACCUGGAAGAGUUGCCCGCCUACACGGGGCCGCAGGGUGAUAUGACUGGAGUUCACUCUCAUGACCAAGGUCUAUCUCCGGACUCGUACAGUUGCCAGGACAGUGCAGGGACAGAAGCCGAACCAUUGGAUCCACCGCCAGGCUACGAAGAAGUUCAGCAACAGAGUGUUGCCAACGAACUCGAAGAAAGGCUACGCCGUGCCAGUUGACGCCGAGUGGGAGGCGAUUCUGAUAAUUCUAGACAUUGAGCAAUCUUGCUUACACAUUCUCCAUCUUCGCGACUGUUCCCUUUCUCUUGUCUUUUCGUCAAAGCUAUUCCCAUUACAU